AGGGCGGAUGCAUCGCCGCUCUAGGUGUUGCUCUGGACUCAGGAACAGUUUCCCUCUGCGCUCCAUAGCGUUCGGUAUUCUUGCUCGAUCACUGUUACUCCCCCAAUACUUCAGAUUUAAAGGAGUGUUCAGCGAACAGCACACACAGUUUCGCACUCUUGUCCAACAAAAUCAAUUCUUUUUGUCUCUCACAAAUUACGUCAAUCUUUAAUCAAAUUCUCGGUUAUAUCGUUCAAUCGACACGACGGGGCAAAAUUGUAUUUACUUUUCUUCAAAAGAAUCACCACGUUGGAAGGGAAAAUCUUUUCGGUUGUUGGAAACUUUUUCUCCACUUCGCCUUUGGUGAAUCAACUAAAGGAACUCAUGCGCCUGAUUCCUGCAACAGACAACAACGGAGUCCGCUCCCAAAAUGAUCAUGCACGAUCACGAUCACGAUCGCGAUCGCGUCACAGAACAAGUCUCUACAUCUCAUUAGCCAACGUUCCGACGCGCCAAAGCAGCGGACUGCAGCAGAGUGGUAGUACCAGUAGCACCAGCAGCAGUAGCAGUCACCACAGAACUACUCCGCAGACCGCCACCUCUGCGGCCGAUCACACCAAGAGGAACGGCGUGCCAGAGGGUCACAAGCACGUCUCAAAGUCCCAGAUGAAAGAGUUCCGUGAGGCAUUCAGACUGUUCGACAAGGAUGGUGAUGGCAGCAUCACUCAGGAGGAGCUGGGUCGCGUCAUGCGAAGUCUGGGGCAAUUCGCCCGUGAGGAAGAGCUCCAGCAGAUGUUACACGAGGUAGACAUAGACGGUGAUGGCAAUGUGAGUUUUGAAGAAUUUGUUGAGAUUGUGUCAAACAUGGGGGCAGCCACCGACCGGACUGCUGAUCAGGAAGAGAAAGAGCUCCGGGAUGCAUUUAGGGUGUUUGAUAAACACAACCGAGGUUACAUCAGCGCCUCAGACCUCAGAGCUGUGCUGCAGUGUCUUGGUGAAGACCUCUCAGAGGAGGAAAUUGAAGAUAUGAUCAAAGAAGUUGAUGUUGAUGGAGAUGGUCGCAUCGACUUUUAUGAAUUUGUCCAUGCUUUGGGAGAGCCAGGGGAAGAAGAGGAGUUGGAUGAAGACGAGGACGACAGGGAUGAAGCUGGAGUAGUACAUCAGUGAAAAACAUCUUGGUAAACAAAGCCACAACCUGGAGACAAGACACUUCAUUCUUACUGUGAAAUUAUGUGGCAGUCUUUAAAUAUUCUCUUUGCUUUAUUCUCACAUGUUACAUAAUUUAUGUCUUCUUCCAUAUUGUACCAUAACUUUAAAAAUUUUCCAAGUUAAACUUCAAUGAGUGAAUUCAUACAACUGACUGAAGAAAUAUUAAGAAAAAAUAUUUUUAAAAGUAUCACUUGUUCAAAAAUUGAAUUACAUCUCCUAUGUUUGUAUGAAAUUCAUAUUCCCUGUUACACCAAACACAAGUUACCAACGUCCAUAUUGCACUUGAACACAGUACUACUGUUGAGUAUUAUAUGUGAAUUGAGCUUCAGCUGAUCAAGCAAUGUGUACUUAAAUAUAUAAAAAAAUGUGCCAACAUUUUUCUAAUGUAAGCAUAUGUAUAUGAUGCCAUUACUAAUUAUCAGAUUAACAUAUUGAUAAAUGUAUAUUUGUGAUUGUGUGCUGAAUAAAUAAAACUAUAAAGCAACUAGA
Zootermopsis nevadensis is the source of this 1677-nucleotide messenger RNA. Its product is annotated as neo-calmodulin. Lineage: Eukaryota; Metazoa; Arthropoda; Insecta; Blattodea; Termopsidae. The record is from RefSeq and is a predicted model, not a curated record. Gene Ontology annotation, cellular component: myosin II complex. Gene Ontology annotation, molecular function: calcium ion binding.